Diatraea saccharalis (sugarcane borer) is the source of this 1180-nucleotide messenger RNA. The record is from the annotation of a GenBank genome assembly. Lineage: Eukaryota; Metazoa; Arthropoda; Insecta; Lepidoptera; Crambidae.
AAUCUAAAAUACUCGCCGAGCUCUAUAGAAAGCCAGAGUUGUUUGUUAGUCCUCCGGCGUCAGCUGAGUAAACGUGUCGUCAUUUUUGUUGGUACACAAUUUAAUAUUUCUACGUGAAAAUGUCACAACAAGGGCCAGCGUUCGACGUAAAUGCUAUGACCUUAACCCGUUGGGUUUUGGCUCAGCAAAGAACCGCUCCAUCUGCGACAGGAGAUCUCACCCAGCUGCUCAACUCUAUACAAACAGCAGUGAAGGCUAUACAAUCGGCUGUGAGGAAAGCCGGCAUCGCUAAACUACAUGGAAUCUCUGGUGAAAUGAACGUACAAGGUGAAGAGGUGAAGAAGCUGGAUGUACUCUCCAAUGAUCUCUUCAUCAACAUGCUCAAAUCCUCAUUCACCACUUGCCUGCUGGUCUCCGAGGAGAACCCUCAAGUUAUACAGGUGGAAACUGAAAGGCGUGGGAAAUAUAUAGUAUGCUUCGACCCGCUGGACGGAUCAUCGAACAUAGACUGCCUCGUCUCAGUUGGAUCAAUAUUCGCCAUUUAUAAAAAACAGUCCGAAGGCGAGCCAUCAGUAUCAGACGCACUAAAACCCGGUCGGGAACUAGUUGCAGCUGGAUACGCCCUAUACGGCUCCGCCACUAUGAUGGUGCUCAGUCUCGGGAGGGGUAAGGGCGUCAACGGUUUCAUGUACGACCCCUCCAUCGGCGAAUUCAUACUUACUGACCCCAAUAUGAGGAUACCCGAAAAGGGCAAGAUUUACUCCAUCAACGAAGGUUACGCGGCAGAGUGGGAAGCAGGUCUAGCGCGGUACGUGGAGGAGAAGAAACGGCCCGCGAGUGGGAAGGCGUACGGCGCGCGGUACGUGGGCUCCAUGGUGGCCGACGUGCACCGCACCAUCAAAUAUGGCGGCAUAUUCAUGUACCCCGCCACUAAAUCUGCGCCCAACGGAAAGCUCCGCCUUCUAUACGAAUGCAAUCCUAUGUCUUUCAUCGUAACCGAAGCGGGUGGUGUAGCCAGUACGGGAAAAGAACCGGUACUAGACGUAAUACCAACCAGCAUUCACCAGCGGGUACCAUGCGUCCUCGGCUCCAAACAAGAUGUAGAAGAACUACUCAAAUGUCUCAACUGAUUUUAUCUCUGCGACUUUAAUAAAAGACUGAAUAUUGUAUCUUUCACUCC